Molecule: messenger RNA, 999 nt
Organism: Pyricularia grisea
Lineage: Eukaryota; Fungi; Ascomycota; Sordariomycetes; Magnaporthales; Pyriculariaceae
Exons: 1
Coding region: 1-999 (332 amino acids)
Biological process (GO): cellular response to oxidative stress
Cellular component (GO): cytoplasm
Molecular function (GO): zinc ion binding; quinone reductase (NADPH) activity
Source: RefSeq, a predicted model, not a curated record
AUGGCCACCAUGCGCGCCGUAGCAUUCGACAAGACUGGCGACUCGUCCGUCCUGUCCCUGCGCGACGACAUCCCCAAGCCCACACCCAGCCCAUCCCAGAUCGUCGUCAAGGUCGAGUGGCACGGCAUCAACUUCAUCGACACGUACAUGAGGACGGGGCUGUACCAGAUGGCGACGCCACCUCCGCACGUGUCUGGCACCGAGGGCGCGGGAACAAUCGAGUCGGUCGGCGCCGACGUCCCCGCCGACUACGACCUCAAGGUCGGCGACCGCGUCUGCUUCAUGAAGUCGCCCUCGGCGGCCGAGUACGCGGCCGUGAACCCAAACCUCUGCUUCAAGCUCCCCGAAGGCGUGUCGACCCAGGACGGCGCCGCCUUCCUCCUGCAGGGCCUGACGGCCUGGACGCUGGUUCGGGACGCGCACGAGGUCAAGCCCGGCGAGGUCGUGCUGGUGCAGGCCGCGGCCGGCGGCACUGGUGGCCUCGUGGUGCAGAUGUGCAAGCACCUGGGCGCCACCGUCAUCGGGACCGUGUCGACCGACGAAAAGGCCAAGCUGGCCAGGGAGCACGGCUGCGACCACGUCGUCGUCUACACGCGCGACGACGUCCUCAAGGCCGUCAACGAGAUCACCAAAGACCUGGGCUGCCACGCCGUCUUCAGCGGCGUCGGCAAGUCCACCUUCGAGCAGGACCUGGCCGCCACGAGGAGGAAGGGGUCCUUCAUCACCUUUGGCAACGCCUCGGGCGCCGUCGAGCCCUUCAGCCUGUUCAAGCUAACCGCCAGGAACGUCAGGCUUAUGCGCCCUACGCUCUUCAACUUUGUCGCCACGAGGGAGGAGUGGGAGACUCGCUGCAAGGAGCUGUUUGACCUCUUGGCCAAGGGUGUUGUCAAGACGCACAUUGGCGGUAUCUACGACCUCAGUGAGGUGGCCAAGGCGCAGGACGAUUUGACUGGGCAAAAGACGGUUGGAAAGCUCCUGGUCAAGGUUGCCAAGGAUUAA